CGCAAGUCCUGCUGGACUGUCAGAGGGCGUGGAGCACAACGUUUGACGGCUGGGUGGCUGGUGGGGACUGCAGCAAGGCAAAUGGCCUCAAGUGCGAUUCUCAGGGGAUGAUUACAGCGAUGACUAUUACUGACCAGAACUUAAACGGCUCAAUCCCCAACUCCAUCAGCAACCUCCAAAGCCUUGCCACCUUGUGUUUUUGGAAGACUAACCUGACUGGCCCAAUACCAACAACCAUUGGCAACCUUCCAAAGCUCACCGACUUGCAACUGGUUUACAACAGCUUAACUGACGCCAUCCCUGCCUCCAUCAGCAAUCUCAAGAGCCUCGAAAACUUGUUAGUGCCACUCUUCCUUCUAUGUUUAUCUGUUAGCAAGGCGCCUCAAAGGUCGCUCCUCCUCGUGUAUCUACAUGUUAACGGAAGAGCAAGGAGUAUACUAUCCCUUCGGUCCCUCCGUGCUCCUUUUCUCACCCCCGUUGCUGUUGAUACUGUGUGGUCGGUGGGUGGGGGCGAGGUGUCAUUCAUACUCAAACCUGUGUGGCUGCUUGGGAACAAUCUGACGGGCCUUAUACCAGCAAUGCUAACCAACCUCUCACUUCUGACUAGCUUGAACCUCGGCUACAACGACUUGACAGGCACCAUUCCCGGCUUUCUUGGCAACCUCCCAAAACUUGCUCACAUAUAUCUGCAUGGGAACAACCUCAUUGGCACAAUACCGGCUUCACUUGGCAACCUUUCAGAUCUCGGAGACCUAACUCUGCAUGACAACAAGCUGACCGGCACGAUUCCUGAAUCGCUCUUCAAUCUCACAAAACUUAACUCGUUCCAUCUUCUAGCAAACAACCUGACUGGCUCAAUCUCCUCAAGCAUUGGCAACCUUAAAGCAUUGACGGCCCUGAGCCUUGGAUACAACAGCUUCACAGGGCCUAUUCCUGACUCUAUUGGGAAGCUCACAAAUCUAAAUGUUUUAUUGCUAUUGGGAAAUAAUAUAACAGGCUCGAUUCCUGCAACAAUAGGCAACCUUGUUUAUCUGAAUGACUUGUACCUUGGUUAUAACAGCCUGACUGGCAGCAUCCCAGAGUCUAUUGGCCACCUCUUGCAACUCACAACCUUGGAAGUUUUAGGGACCAAUCUGACCGGACACCUCCCUCCGACUUUGGGAAAGCUCUCCAAACUCGAGGAAAUAGUGCUAACUGGAACAACAGUCACAUGCCCGCCUGACAGCACCCCAUGUGUGGUUCGGCAGUCUCCUCGUAGUGCCUUUUGCAGCGCGUGCCCCUCCUUCUGCACUACUUGUGUCAAGCCAGCACCAUGUGAGUAA
This is a messenger RNA of Closterium sp. Yama58-4, 1322 nucleotides long. The record is from the annotation of a GenBank genome assembly. Lineage: Eukaryota; Viridiplantae; Streptophyta; Zygnematophyceae; Desmidiales; Closteriaceae.